GACUGCAGAGAGAGAGGAGGAGGAGUUGAGUUACCGCCGCGGCCCCCCCUGUGCAGCAGAGCCUGGACGCUCCCGCCGGCCACAGAAGUGAGGGUGCUUACAAACGUCCCGGCCUCAAACCUGCUCCUUCCACCAGCGGCCUUCUUCCCGCAACCGGAUUCGGAACGACCGCACACACAGACUCCUCAGCCCCAUCGCAGCUGCUCCCGCCCAUCGGCGCCACGCUGCUCCUUUCCGGAGCAGGGGAACCGGCUGAGGCUGGCAGGCCGCUCACUAAAUACAGGAGACUCAAGCUUCACUAAGUACAGCAGACUCAAGACAAAUCUCUCUCCCCCCCUUCUCUCUCUCCCUCUGCGCGACGGCCUACAAACGACCCGGCCUCAAACCGGCUCCUUCCACCAGCGGCCUUCUUCCCGCAACCGGAUUCAGAACGACCGCACGCACAGACUCCUCAGCCCCAUCGCGGCCGCUCCCGCUCAUCGGCGCCACGCUGCUCCUUUCCAGAGCAGGGGAACCGGCUGCGUCUAGCAACCGCUGCCGACACGGCGCCCAUGCGGCAUGGCAGCCUCAGAGCCAGUUCCCCUGCUAUGAUAAAUGAAGGUUAUCUGGGCACUCAUAUUAGAAACUGCUGCCGAGGAAGAUUUGCCCUCUUCAGUAAGAGUAGACACUGGCAAGGGCUACCCCAGCCACAAGUACUGCAACUGCAUCAAAACAGAUCCUCCACCCAAAUCAGUGUGGUGUUAAUCAGGCAGGAUGGCUGCACAUCUGAGGAUAAACCAUAACCUUGGCAAAGGAAUCCGACAAGCUUCAGAAAGACCAGCUGAGAAAUAAGAGAUGGAAUGCCCAUCCCAGAGUUGUGUGUGGUGUGCAUCCCUCAAAGCCGCUGCGUCUCCAAAGACUCCUCUGCUUUCUAAGCGAGGCAUCCAACAAGAGGACAAUGUGGUGGAGGAAGAGCCAGAAGCCGGGCCCUCCGUGGCAGAACCACCCAGACCGCUACCGCUGCAAGAUGAACCCAUCCGUGUUGUGCACGUCACCACGCAGACCACCAUGCUGCCCCGCGUCGCGCACGUCGCCACGCAGACCACCAUGCUGCCCCAGUCCACCCAGACAACCAGUCUGGAGGAUUUAAUGGCCAUGAUGGAAAUCAUGGAUAGCAAAAUCAACACCCAAGGUCAGCAGUUUGAGGAGCAUCGGAAGUCCACACAGAACACCAUCACAAAGAUGGAGACGUUGUGGAUUCCUGGUCUGCACCACAGAUUGCGUGUUGUGGAGGCAGAACAGGGCGCCUCAAAGUUGACAGGCCAGGCUCCGGACCAGCGCUAGCGUGUGAUUUGCACAACACCACUCAAGGGUGUGUGCGUGGGAACCCAGCCUCGUCCAGCUGACGUGCCACCGCCUGGAAUGUUGGAGCAGUGAGGAGCGGGGUGCUCCCCAUCAGUCUCUCCGCUUUGCCUGCCCUCUUAAUAAAAGUAUUAUUUAGUUAUGUUUAAGGUUUCCAUUAAAAUUC
Molecule: messenger RNA, 1507 nt
Organism: Rhineura floridana
Lineage: Eukaryota; Metazoa; Chordata; Lepidosauria; Squamata; Rhineuridae
Product: TBC1 domain family member 25-like
Exons: 8
Coding region: 835-1323 (162 amino acids)
Source: RefSeq, a predicted model, not a curated record